Molecule: messenger RNA, 1692 nt
Organism: Cotesia congregata
Lineage: Eukaryota; Metazoa; Arthropoda; Insecta; Hymenoptera; Braconidae
Source: the annotation of a GenBank genome assembly
AUGUAUGAGGAUAUUCAGGAACUUGCUUCAGGAAAGCUCAGGGCAGAUGAAACCCUGAAGCGAGGAAUUUUGCUGGCGAAUCACACUGAGUGUAAAAGUCAAGGUGGAGCGCCAUUCAUUAUCCAAAUCGCUUCGGUUGCCGGAGAACAGUAUCUGAGUGUCCUCAAUGAUCUUAGUCAUCCAAUAGUUUUGGGCAUGGAUUUUGCUCUCCAAUUUGGAGUGAUAAUUGACAGCAAAACUAGGACCUGGCGAUUCAGUGGCAGCCCAGAGUUUUACCCAUUUGAGUUGGUCUCUUGUAAAGAAAGAAGCUCGGACUGUGCUGAAAUUACUUCAGAGCAAGAUCAAGACUCCCAGGAGUUCCUCAGAGGCGAGAACCCUGAGAACUUUCCUGAUUGGAGAAUAGUCGACGACCGUCUAAAUUAUCAUCGCCCGGAUCCUUUAAAAUCGAUUGUUAGGGAUGAUACGGCUUGGAAACUAGUCCUGAAGGAUUCUGAGUCUGAACUGGGUGAUCUUGAUUUAGACCAGGAUGAGUGGAAGCAACGAGUUAGUCGCUUGGACGAACUCAGACAUAAAAUUGAGAAUAAGAUGCAGAGAGAGAGUGAAAGACAGGCUAGGUAUUAUAAUCAAGAUAGGUCAAUACCGGAAGUUCAGGUCGGGGAUAAAGUUUUCUAUCCGAACCGCAAACUUAGUAGUAAAGCUCAGGGUUAUAGUGCUAGUCUGGGAAAUAAAUAUCUUGGUCCGGCCACGAUUUCUAGAGUAGUUAGUCCGUUAGUCGUAGAACUAAUGGAGCGCCAGGGACGACGUUCCCGAGGAGUUGGCAGAGCAGAGAUGAUGAGAAGGUGUGCCAGUCGCCGAGAAGUGCCUAGGUUUGGUCGGGCAUAUGGAGUAGCGCGUCGAGCCACCAGGGCUCAGUCUGGUUCAUUCCAGAUCGGCAUCCUCAGUGAACCUCCAGCAGGGAGAGUUAGAGCUCCAAGCCGAUCAGCCUUUGAUCGACUUGGUCCAGUGAUUUCCCCGAGCCGAUCAUCCGCUCCAGGAAUGACUGAGCAGAGUGGGGGACGGUUGCCGUUUCGUGAUUUGGCAAUCACACUUCAUGUGGAUUCGGAGCAGGCCGCUGGGCUACCCGAUCCUCGGCCAAGUGUUCAGCUGGCUUGCCCAGGUUUGAUAGCAACUGAAGCGCCCGAAAUAAAUAAGAAUUCUCCACCAGCAACUCUUGAAUCAACCGUGGAGCCUGUCGCCGAAGCCCCAAAACGGCGUACUAAGGAACAGAAACGUCGUCAGUACCGAAAGCAGAAGCUGCGCGAGUUGCUGGACCGACCCGACGCUAGUCCAGAGCGUUUGAAGAAUUUAUGCCGGCACCUGACAGGUAGCUCAACUGCUGCCCGGCGUUACUUGAGUGGGAAUCAACCGUCUCACUUUCACCCCGAGAACUCUACAACUGAGGAGUUACGUCCGGAGAAACGGCAGCUGGAGGUGUUGGAGUCUGUUCCGGAAAUAGCUGAUCAGCAAGAGGAAGCUCGUGGUCUUCCGAUCCUUCCUGAAGCCGAAUACUCGCCACCGAGACCUCGUGUAGAGGGACUGGCUGAAGCGAACGUUCAGGGGGUAAGACCUGAAGUCUCGGGAAACCAGGUUCAACAGGUACAGAAAAAGAAGAGGAAGAACAGGAGGAAGAAUAAGGAACGAGGUCCCGACUAG